UUAAAAUUAAAUAAUUAGAAGGAAAAAAGAAAGAGAGAAAAAAAAAGCAAUCCGUAGGGUAGCGUAGAGUGGUGGUGAUGAGUAUCACCAUCAGCAUCAACCGUCCCUGAAAGCCACAGUGAGUCUCUUUCUCUCUCUUCCACUCUCUCUGUUUUCGUACUCUGUAACCCACAAAGAAAACCAACCAAUUCUGAGGAGAGAAGAAGAAGAGAUCAGAUUGAGAUAUGGUGAGGAAAUGUAGAGGAGUUGCAGAGAUUGCAGUCAUGGAGGUCGACCUAAGAACUACUAGACCUCCACCUGACAACAAGAGGAAGAUCACCGCCGGAAUAGACUUUGAAAUCUCCACCACGACAACCUCGUUUCUCAAGCUCCGGAGCCGCCGACGCCGUGUUCUUUUUCCAGAGAAUUCGGUUCCUUCACCGCCGGCGGAAAUAACCUCUAUUAGCCCUACCUCCGAUGACGAUACGUCCGCCUUUUGCUGCUCCAGUAACGCUUGCAACGAGAUUGUUGAGGAGAGCAAGUUCGUAGAUCUGGAGGAUGAGAAUGAUGAACAUGGAGUCGCGUUCAAAUCCAGCCGAGAAAGAGAGACGACUCCGUCUAGCGAAUUCCAAUCACCGCAGUCCGGCGAUAUGGAGUCUCCGGCGAGGAAAAGCGAAGCGACUUCCAGCAAUAGAUCUUCGUCUUCGGUGAAGAUGCCGGCGGAAUCGGAGCUGGAAGAAUUCUUCAUCGCUGCCGAGAAAAACAUACAGAAACGUUUCGCUGAGAAGUAUAAUUACGAUAUUGUUGAGGAUGUUCCGUUGGAAGGACGUUACGAAUGGGUUCGAGUAAAGCCAUAAGAACAAAAACAAUAAAUUAAAUAAUAUUAAUUAGGCUUAAACCUCCAUUUAGUAUUCAAUCGACCUACCUUCUUUGUAAACUUCCCUCUCCUUGAUCUUCUUCUUUUUCCUUCUAAUUUUGUACAGCUGUUAGCAUUCUGAUCUCUAUCAUCAUCUUGUAAAAGUAGAAAAGCCAAAGCUAAUUUGUUCUUCGUACGAUUCUUCACAGAAAAAGAUAUUGUAAUUAAAUUAGGAAGAAAUUGAACAAACAAGAUUCUUAUUUGUGAAGAUGAACCGAUCCAUCCAGCAUCUAAAAUUCCUCAGUUUGCAACACA
Messenger RNA from Benincasa hispida (wax gourd), 1150 nucleotides. RefSeq names its product cyclin-dependent kinase inhibitor 7-like. Gene Ontology annotation, biological process: negative regulation of cyclin-dependent protein serine/threonine kinase activity. Gene Ontology annotation, molecular function: cyclin-dependent protein serine/threonine kinase inhibitor activity. Gene Ontology annotation, cellular component: nucleus. The record is from RefSeq and is a predicted model, not a curated record. Lineage: Eukaryota; Viridiplantae; Streptophyta; Magnoliopsida; Cucurbitales; Cucurbitaceae.